This is a messenger RNA of Camellia sinensis, 3485 nucleotides long. Its product is annotated as protein phosphatase 2C 16. Gene Ontology annotation, molecular function: protein serine/threonine phosphatase activity; cation binding. The record is from RefSeq and is a predicted model, not a curated record. Gene Ontology annotation, biological process: protein dephosphorylation. Lineage: Eukaryota; Viridiplantae; Streptophyta; Magnoliopsida; Ericales; Theaceae.
ACAAGGGACCAAGCACAGCAAGGAAAAACAAUCUAGGAAACAGGCAUUACUGGCCAUAUUUGGAGGAUUCAGCUCUUGGGUAUUUCAAUUGGUAAGCAGUUUUCAACUGUUUUCUUCAGUUAUUUGUGAAAUUUUUAAUUUUUUUUGAGAGACUUAGAGAUUAGAUAUAAGAGUACCAAAUCCCAUAUGGGUUUAUUCUUCUAUGUGUAUAUAUGUAAUUGAUUGUUGGGUUUGUGUUUGUUGGGAGAAGAAAGAAAGAAAGAAAGAAAGAAAGAAAGAAAAGAAAAGUUGAAGGUGACUCAUAUUUCAAGAGGCUGAGAUGGGUUGCCUCAGAUCCAUGAAACCCAAGAUUUAUGUGAGUUGAAAACUGAAAAGGUCCCACCUUUUUAGGGUUUCCUUGUGAUUCUUGGGAUUAGUCUCCCUUUUCCUAGGUUCUUUCUCAUGACCCUCUUUCUGUUUCCUUCUUGAGAUCAUGGAUAGGGGUUUGGUGGUGUUGGCUGUUUCAUAUGUAUGCGUUUAUUUAAGGGUUGGUGGUGGAGGAUGGGAUUCAGGUAUUCUCUGGUUGGUCUUUUCUAGAAAAGAAGAAUUUGGGAAUUGCUAGUACCUUGGAGAAACUCAAUUCUUCCCAGGCUUGAAAUUUCUGUAUAUGGAAGGUUAGACUUUAGAUCCAUUGUUCCCCCACCAGAUCUGAUUACCCUUUUUCAUUUUUCUCAUCUUCCCCUAAUUCCCACCUUCAAUUUGCUUCUCUUAGUGAUUUUACUUUGUGUUUCUUUUAAUUUGUUUGUUUUUUCAAAAUAGAUGUUUGAUUGGUGUUUGUCAGGCAUUCCAUUCUGCUCAUCUUUUUUAGCUUGUACCCACCUCUAAUUUUCUCUUCGCGUGCUUUGUGUUUUUGAGUCCUUGUCCUAAAAGGGUCUGAUAACCCUUUUUCAUUUUGCUCGUCUUGGCCUUAUUCCUACCUUUAAUUUGUUUUCAGUGCUUUUACUCUGCGUUUCUUUUCUUUUAUUUUUAUAAUUUUCAAAAUCAGGCAUCGCAUUCUGCUCAUCUAAUCUUUAGGUUAUUCCCACCUCUAAUUUUCUCUUGAUUUACUUUGUAUUUUUGAGUCCUUGACCUAAAAAUGGUGGUUCAUUGAGGUUGUCUGCAACGAAGGGGGUGUUUGGGAAACCUGAAGGGGGUGUUUGGGAAACCUGCAAGUCUUGUCCCAAGUUGAUUACUGUUAGGAGAUGGAGAAGUCGUAACAAUGUUUUUGUAGGUGAAUCCUUGUUGAUAUCUGCCUAGUAGAACGAACCGUGAACUUGUCAUACUACUGGGAGUUGGGGGGUACUUGUUAGUUUGUUAGCACUAUACAGAGAGGGGGGUUGAUGGAAGAAAUGUCUCCAGCGGUUUCACUUACACUAAGCUUAAGUAAUCCAGUGUGUGACAACUCUGGAAUUGCCAACCACGUCGAAAUCACGCGGCUCAAACUGGUCACUGAAACAGCAAGCUUGUUAUCAGAUCCCGAGUCAUUGCUUCCUGAAGAGUCUGUUUGUAGUUCGGAUGAAACUGGAGAAAAUUCUGAUUUGCCAGAGACAAUGCCCAAAAGUGAAAGCAGUUCAAUUGCUAGUGAUGCCCUCAUUCAGGAGAGUGAGGAAGAUGGAGUUUUUACGGUGGGAAAUGACCCUAAUGGAAUUGUUGUUGAGGAAAUGUUGCCUAUGGAUGCUAGUUCUGAAAUCAGUUUGCCAAUAUCAGUUGAAAGCGAGAAAAUUGAAACAGAUCAACUUGUAAGUCUACCAAGUAUUGACCAGAAGUCUGCCAUUGAUCUCUUAUCUGUAGUGACAAGCCCACAUGAAAUCGAAAGGGGUCAAAUUAGCAGAGGUGGCAUCAAGAGUGUCUUUGAACUAGACUGCGUUCCUCUUUGGGGUUAUGUUUCUAUUUGUGGAAAAAGACCAGAGAUGGAAGAUUCAGUUGUAGCUGUUCCUUGGUUUAUGAAGAUUCCUAUCCAAAUGUUUGUCGGAGAUGAUGUGAUCAAUGGACUAAGCCAACGUGUGAGUCAUAUAACAACACACUUUUUUGGAGUGUAUGAUGGUCAUGGAGGCUCUCAGGUUGCGAACUAUUGCCGUGAUCGGAUGCAUUUCGCUUUAGGCGAGGAGUUAAAAGAUCUUGAACCCAAGUUAGUUGAAGGAAGUAUGAUGGAUACUCAGCAGGCUGAGUGGGAGAGAGUCUUCACCCGUUGCUUCAUGAAGGUUGACGAUGAAGUUGGAGGAAAAGUCAACAGAGAUGUUGCUAGUGACAAUGCCGAUGCCUCUGGUGGUAGCGUUGAUCCUGUUGCCCCGGAAACAGUUGGGUCUACUGCUGUUGUGGCAUUAAUCAGUUCAUCCCAUAUCAUAGUUGCAAACUGUGGUGACUCAAGAGCAGUCCUCUAUCGUGGCAAAGAACCCAUGGCAUUGUCGAUCGAUCAUAAACCAAACCGAGAGGAUGAAUAUGCUAGGAUUGAAGCAUCUGGAGGCAAGGUGAUACAGUGGAAUGGACACCGUGUUCUUGGCGUUCUUGCAAUGUCAAGGUCCAUUGGUGACAGAUAUUUGAAACCAUGGAUCAUACCCGAACCAGAAGUCAUGUUUAUCCCCCGAACAAGAGAAGACGAAUGCCUCAUCUUAGCCAGUGAUGGGUUGUGGGACGUAAUGACAAACAAUGAAGCAUGCGAAGCAGCUAGAAGACGCAUUUUGCUGUGGCAUAAAAAGAACGGCGAUGUUCCUCUUGUGGGACGGGGCCAAGGAAUCGACCCUGCAGCUCAAGCAGCAGCAGAGUACCUUUUGAUGCUCGCCCUCCAAAAGGGAAGCAAAGACAAUAUCUCCAUUAUCGUUGUUGACCUAAAAGCUCAGAGGAAGUUCAAGAGCAAAUCAUGAUGUCAAGUGUUCUUACCAUCAUUGUUCCAUUGGUUGGUUCGAUCUCUAAGUCUUAUAAAACCACGUAUCAAUAUUAGAUAGUUUGGUCCGUUCAUUUUUGUCAUGGACCUAAUGUGUAUGACAAUAGCGAUUACGUAUAUUAUAUAGAAAACUAUAUGACAAGACUGUUCUCUUGUUUGAACUUCUUAGCUAUGAUGUGUCCCCAGUUAUGGCUCUGUAAAUUGGAGCUUCUGUAGAAAGUAGGUAGGGAGUUCUAUAAUCCCUCAAUUCAGAAGUUCUUGUCCUUUUGUUUUCUUUUCUUUUUGUACAAGGAGCUUCUAGUAUCCGCACAAGAAGCUGGGAUGGAAAAAAUGUAUUUGAGACUCAUUACCCAUCCUUUAUGGCUUUACCUAAGGAUUAAGGAAGCUACUUUUUAAUAAGUUGAGACAUAUCGUGUCAUAAAUCACCAACUCUCUCACAAGAACGGGCUUAUCUUGUGAGAGGGAUUGUAAUUUAUUCGGUGUUUGUAGCAUUGUUGCUAAUUUUUACAUCUAAACAUCGAGAAUGUUCAGAUACUUACUGAUUGUCUUGUUUUGGCAUCAAUUAAAUGGGUUGAGUUAGCACGGA